CCCCCCCCCAGCCCGUCCCUCUGCCUCCAUGACCCGCAGUAGGAAGCAGGCGGCGCUGGAGAGAGGAGCCGGGAAGAUGAACCCAGAGGCGGGGAGCGCCGCGGCCGCGGGAGCUCGGGCGGCGGCGGCGGCGGGGGCAGCCGGCGGCGGAGCGGCGCCUGCCGCCUGGGGGUUGGAGGGGGAGGCGGAGAAAGUUGUGUACUCGCGCUCGCAGGUCUCCUUCGCCGGCACCAAGGCGCUGGGCGACGCCCUCAAGCUCUUCAUGCCCAAGUCCACGGAGUUCAUGAGCUCCGACUCGGAGCUGUGGAACUUCCUCUGCAGCCUCAAGCACGAGUUCUCCCCGGUCAUCCUCCGCAGCAAGGACGUCUACGGAUACGCCUCCUGCCGCGCCGUCGUCCCCGACCCGCCGCCGCCCUCGGCGGAGCGGCCCCGUCGCCGCGCCGGCAAGCGGCGCCUCCCGGCCGCCGACGCCAAGCGCCGGGCCGCGGCGGCGGGUGGCAGCGCCAAGCGGCGAAGGCGGCGGCGGCGCCGCAGGAGGGGACGGGGGCGGCAGCGGCAAGCGGCACCGGCGGCCGACGGCCCCCGCGGCGGGGGGGAGGCGGAGGAGGCGGCGGCGGCGGGGCCGCCGGGCGAGAAGGCGGACAGCGAGCGGGGCAGCCCGGCGGAGGGGGCCGCCUGGGAGCCCUUCGGAGGCAAGUCGCUGGAGGAGAUCUGGAAGGCGGCCACCCCCCGCCUCACCACCUUCCCCACCAUCCGGGUGCGGGGCAGCGUCUGGAGCCGGCGGAGCCUGGCGGCGGCGCGGCGCCGGGCGCAGCGGAUCCUCGGCGUGGACCUGUCUCCCGUGGUGCGGGUGCGCCGCUUCCCCGUGACGCCGUCCUGAG
Messenger RNA from Gymnogyps californianus (California condor), 881 nucleotides. It is a transcript of the gene CCDC71L, whose product is annotated as coiled-coil domain containing 71 like. Bases 29 to 880 code for a protein of 283 amino acids. The transcript has a single exon. The record is from RefSeq and is a predicted model, not a curated record. NCBI's taxonomy places the organism in Eukaryota, Metazoa, Chordata, Aves, Accipitriformes, Cathartidae.